AUGUCAUUCCCUUUGCUGUUUCUAUUUGUUGUUUGUGGUUGUAACAUUGGUAUUUGCAGAACCUUCCACAAGAGGAAAGUUUCUUCACAACAGGGAAACAGAGUUUCUCAAACCCAACGCUUGACCGCAACCUUGUUGCUCGUGUCUACUACUUGUCUAGUGUCAUGGCUUCCUCUAGUGACUGCAAACUACAUAUUUUAUGUUCAAAACAUUACUACACCUAAAAGGUGUUUGAUUUAUGAUAUCAUAAAUAUUCUCAACUAUUCAAACUGUUUUCUAAACUCAGUUGUGUACUCAUUAAGAACACUUGAGUUCCGACAAGCACUAGUUUUAUGCCUCACAAGACGUCGAACGGUAAUAAACAAAGAGGCACCGGAGGCAAUAGAUAACCGAGGGUUUUCUUUGACACCA
This is a messenger RNA of Porites lobata, 411 nucleotides long. The record is from the annotation of a GenBank genome assembly. NCBI's taxonomy places the organism in Eukaryota, Metazoa, Cnidaria, Anthozoa, Scleractinia, Poritidae.